This is a messenger RNA of Canariomyces notabilis, 1819 nucleotides long. RefSeq lists its product as uncharacterized. Bases 130 to 1494 code for a protein of 454 amino acids. The transcript is spliced from 2 exons. The record is from RefSeq and is a predicted model, not a curated record. NCBI's taxonomy places the organism in Eukaryota, Fungi, Ascomycota, Sordariomycetes, Sordariales, Chaetomiaceae.
UUUCCAUGCUUGCAAGUGCAAAGUACAUUACAUUUGAACAUCCCAUUCGUUCAGUGUUGGCAUUUCACGCCCUACUUUUAAAAACAGCACCCAGAUAUCCAUUGGCCAGCGGCGAGCGGCAUAUCUGCAAUGGCUCCCUUAAUUCUGCACAAUGUGCCCGACGAUGAGUUGUAUGUCGGUGACGACGGAGUACAAAGGCCUUAUGCAAUGGUCUUUCCGCACCAGGACGGCUCGCUCCGAUCGAGGAAAAUGACGCACGAGACGGGCUCCUUUGGCAAGUCAACGAGGCGAUCGAGGUCCAAAACCGCCACGCCCGCAAAGAGGGAGGACCCCACGAUAGCAGCCGCCGACAAGAUCUUCAGCAGUUGGAUCGCUAGCCAAGCCCAAAACGCGCAGCAGACAAGUGCGCCCGCCCAGGGACAACGGAAACCAACCCUACCAACCUUAGUCCCGUCCACCUCCUCCCAGCAGACCCUGGACGAGAGCAGCAACCCGUCGCAAGCGCGCUUCUUCAAGCAACGCGAGCCGACCGAAGUCAUACUGCGCGGCUACCGGUCCGCGGCACAGCAAUACGCCGCCAUCAACCACUACGAACAGCUCGCCGGCAGGAUAUGCGAAGACUACUCGCGCGACCCGCCGGCCGAGAGCAGACGGUACAAGUCAGAGUUGCGCGACCCGGCCCUGGUCCGGCGGCGCGCCCUCACCCCGGAGGAGCGGGCCAAGGUCAACCGGGCCGACAGCGGCCAGCACUGGGUCAAAGUGACGUUCGAGUCGGCCGAGGCCGCCGAAGCCGCCAUCUUCUCAUCCCCGCAAACCAUCCUCGGCCACCUGGUCUACGCCGAGCCCUACCAAGGCAUUCCCCCGUCCCGCGACGAGGCCAUCCCGGACCCGGCCUUGUCCUUCGCCAGCGUGCCGCAGCCGCAUCAGCGGACUCCAUCGUCGUCAUUCCGCAGGAGGGGCAGUCAACCAAGAAACCCCACCCCUCGGGCCGGCCAGAAUCCCUGGGAGGACCUCGACAACACUAACUGGUCGCCACCACACUCGCAGAUCUCGUCAACUCCCACGGCCGACACCAUGACGGUGGGCUCCUCCAACGGGGCCGGGACAAGCACCACCUCGUCAAGCACCGUCACCGGGCAGCAGCAGCAGCAGGUGGCAGCGGGUGGCCACGGCAUGGUUCCCGCGGCGGGCACGGCGCCGGCUCAUCAGCCGGACAACGAGUUUUGCCGCGCCAUCCCGACGGUGCGGAAGGCUAAGAUCCUUCCCCCCGAGUCGGCGCUGCUGCCAGGUCAGUCGUGGACGCAGCGCGCCACGAAUCAUAUCCCGUUUCUAAAGUGGUUCAAUGGCGCCAUGAUUGGAAGCGAAGUGCCGCGCACUGAGACGGGCGAGUUUGACUGGAACAAGGCGAGCUUGUACUGGAAGCUUAUGUGGUGGCUGGAUUUCUUGCUGGGGUUGUUUGGUGGGGAGAUUCGAGAUGCGGAUAAGGACGACUGAGGACGAAAUUGAGUUUUGCUUGGCUGGCGGCAUGGUGUUUACGGAGUACAUAACGAUUUUACGCUUGGGAGAUGCGAGAGGCAGGAACUGUGCCUCACAGACUGCAAGGGAUGGUGGUCAAGAUGUGCAUAAGGCCGCUCACGCAGAACUCGAGACUUGCUGGCAACGGGGCGUUAUACAACUCGUUAUCACAAACUGCAGAUAUUUCUAUCGUCUCUGUAAUCACCAACAUCAUCCAGAUCCAUCAACUCUAGGCGUACAUGGCCUGUGAGAAUGUGAAUUGAGGGUAUACUUAAGAUGCUCCAGCUGUAUGUACUAGUACUUG